AUGCGCUGCCUGCUGCUGCUGCUGCUGGGCACCUUCCGGAUGGCCGGGGGGGCGCCCAGCCAGUGCCCGGAACCCUGCCAUUGCCACGGCGACCUGCAGCACGUCAUCUGUGACGGCGUGGGCCUGAAGAAGAUCCCCCGCGUGUCCCAGUCCACCCGCCUGCUCAACCUGCAGAGGAACGCGCUGGGCAGCGUUCCCAGCGGCGCCUUAGGCGAGAGCGGCGGCCUGGUGUCGCUGCACAUGCAACACUGCCAGCUGCGCCACAUCGCCGCGCACGCCUUCAAGGGGCUGACCAAGCUGGUCUACCUUUACCUGUCCCACAACCACAUCAGCAGCAUCCAGCCCUCCGCCUUCCACGACCUGGCCCAGCUCACCUACCUCCACCUGGACCACAACCGGAUGGGCGAGCUGGCCAAGGGAAUGUUCUCGCCGCUGGUCAACCUCUUCGUGCUGCGCCUGGACCACAACAAGCUUCGCCAGCUGCGGCCCAGAGCCUUCGCCGGCGCCAAAGAUCUGCGCUGGCUGCACCUGAGCGCUAACGAGCUGAGCACGCUGCACGCCGGCUCCCUGGACGCCGUGGAGAACCUGGCCGUGCUGCACCUGGACCGCAACAAGAUGGCCGCCUAUCCCGCUGCCGCCCUCAGCAAGCUGCGCGUGCUGGAGGAGUUGGUGCUGAGCAGGAACCCCAUGAGGAGCCUCCCCGACCACGCCUUCCAGAGCUUCGGCCGCUACGUGGAGAAGCUCCACUUGGACCACAUGGGCUUGGAGAAGAUGUCCCCCGCCGCCUUUGUGGGCGUGACCGCGCUCACCUCACUGCACCUGGACAACAACAAACUGCACUCGCUGCCCUCAAGUCUCAACUUGUCAACACUCGCCAACUUCACGCUCAACAACAACCCCUGGACUUGUACCUGCCAGCUGGCACCUCUACGCAGGUGGAUGGAGGGGCGGAGCCAGCGAGCAGACGCAGUGUGUGCUGGGCCGCCACCUGAGCGAGGCAAGCAGGUGGGCGAGAGCGCCGCCUUGACGGGCUGCAAGGUGAAGGCCAAGAAGGCCAAGAUGGCCGCUCGUCAAUAAACAGCUGACACACUCCUUCUGUUUCCUGGCACAACAACUUUCACUUUCACUUCUUUAUGCUAACCUGUUAGCCAGCUCAGCUUGUUGUUGGCGUCAAAUUGUUGGCGUCGACUUGAUGAUGCGACUUUACACGCAAUAA
This is a messenger RNA of Entelurus aequoreus (snake pipefish), 1216 nucleotides long. RefSeq names its product chondroadherin-like. Gene Ontology annotation, cellular component: extracellular matrix. The record is from RefSeq and is a predicted model, not a curated record. The transcript has 3 exons. Lineage: Eukaryota; Metazoa; Chordata; Actinopteri; Syngnathiformes; Syngnathidae. Gene Ontology annotation, molecular function: protein binding. The coding region runs from base 1 to 1077 and encodes 358 amino acids.